This is a messenger RNA of Fopius arisanus, 4533 nucleotides long. RefSeq names its product Bloom syndrome helicase (gene Blm). Gene Ontology annotation, molecular function: 3'-5' DNA helicase activity; four-way junction helicase activity; ATP binding. The transcript is spliced from 3 exons. Gene Ontology annotation, cellular component: cytoplasm; chromosome; nucleus. The record is from RefSeq and is a predicted model, not a curated record. NCBI's taxonomy places the organism in Eukaryota, Metazoa, Arthropoda, Insecta, Hymenoptera, Braconidae. The coding region runs from base 134 to 4339 and encodes 1401 amino acids. Gene Ontology annotation, biological process: double-strand break repair via homologous recombination; DNA replication.
AGUGACAUCAGACGAUCGUUAUUUGUCGUCUUGUGUUGUUCUGGUGAGUGAAUAAUUUUUUGAGAGUCAUGAAGAGGUCAAUUACUCCGGUAUUAAUUACGUCAGGCGAAUUUUGGAUUUGAAAAGGAAAUUCAUGGCCUCUGGAGAUGGAAAAUUGAUGGAUACAUUUUCCAGAAGUCCAGGGAACAUCGGCGCCACUGCUGGAAGUGUCGCCGAUGGAUCUGUGAUAAAAUCAGAAAAAAUGGGGGACGAUUCUCUCUUGAAGGCCGACAACGGUGAUUUAGCCUCCGAUGAAGUCGUAGAAAAACGAAAUUCAAUUAUAUCAAUUCCAUCGUCAGACUCUUCGUUUAUCUCUCCAAAGAAGGAACCUGGACUCACCACACCGAUUUACGUGAAUGAUUCUCUGGAAGAUGGACUCGAAAGAAUCCAGGACUCGAAGCUGGACAGUGAAAAGGAGAAUUGCACUCCUCCAAUGGCAAAAGAGGCUUGCAACGAAGAGGCUUUCCAGGAGGUUCCUGAGGACGUGGAGGUAUCAAGAUCUGUGAAAUCCACCCCAAUGAAGGCGUCACUGAAGCUCAAGCCUCAGUCCCUCAAGGUGAACGGUACAAAUCCCGGAAAAUCAUCUCCAAGAAAAAAAAUGCCAUUUAAACGAGUGCGCCCCAGGUUCCUGGAGGACUCCUCCUCCGAGGAGGACACAUCGAGGACGAUCUCCCUGAAGAAGUCACCCGAGAGUCUCCCCAGGCAGUCGACUUUACCGAAACCCUUGAACCAAUCGUCCAGUCCAGGUCGAUGGGAAGGUCCGGAUCCUAAACUGAGAUUAUCACCUUUAGGUUUGGAUCAGAAAAUCACCCCGUGGAUGAUGUCCAUUAAAAAAAAUCCAGCGAUGACCUCGACCCCUUCAGACCCCUCCCACCUUCAGGAUCAACGAAACAGCCUCCAGUCCCUGGAGCUGGAGGUGUUGGAUAAAUUUUACACAGCGAUGGAGAAGAUCCCCACGCAGGUGCUGGAAAAAUUCCCCCAGUUUGAUGGAAAAGUUUUUAGCGAAUUGAGAAUUCUCAGACAACAUAUAAAAGCGAAAUGCCGACGUGUGGAGAAGCAGUUGGAGUCCGUGGGCACGAGCUCCAGGUUGAGGAAUUCUCUAAACGACAGCAAUCAGGACCUGGAGAAUUCUUCAAGGACUGACGAAAAAAUAGUGCUGGAGGAUUCUAUCACUGACGAUGAAUUCGAGCCCCCGAAGGGAGAGUCGAGGCUAGGGAAUUUUAAAAUGAGAAUAACGAGAAAAAAUCCUCCACUGGGAGAUCCUGGAAAUUCCGGCGAGUUCCCCAGCGAUGAUGACCUGUCCUCAUACGUUCCAGUGACUUCCGAGAGGUCCUGCAAAAUGGAGGGGCCAAGAGUCAAUGCUUUUGUAGUCAGGGAAACGACAAAACCAUCUCCACUGCCUCCCCUGUCCCCUAGAUUUGAACCUGAGGGGUUGCACUCGGAUAUCAGCCCUCCAGAUAGUAUGUCCAGGAAGCCAGAGGUGAAUUCACUCUCCCCUGCACCGAUAAAAAAAGGAGCUUUCCAGCUGAAGCGUCCAGUGAAGGCCCAGAUGACGCUCCAGACGAAGCAGCAGCUGGAGGCCCUCUGGGAGAAGGGAAAACCCCUGAAGAGUUCCGGAUCUCCACAGCAGAGGUCAUCUCCAGGGACAAAAUCCAGUCCCAAAAAUAUUUUUCCAGUAGAAAAAUCCAGUCCCAAAAAGCUCUCACCAGUUGAUAAAUGCAUUCCGAAAAAUCCUUCUCCAGUGAAAAAACCAACGAUCGACAUCGACGAGGAAAUCCGAGCCUACGAGAUGAUGAAAAACAUGUCUCUGGAUCUCGCUGACAUCAGCACUGGUUUUCACUACCCAGGGAAUUCCCCUGAGUCUAAUGUCACGUCCAAACGAGAAACGGGAUUACCCUCUGAAGUGGAGAAAUUUCCCUCGGCGUCAUUUAACUACGAGAAGUCCCGGAAGGCCUCUCAAGUGUCUGCAGCCUCGUCUUCAAAGUCCGACACGAGUAAAAAAUCAGCAAAAGAUAUUUUUGAAAUGGGCGAUUUCCUGGGACAGGUGCACAAUGAUGGCGUGACUGGAGACUUCGAUGGACUGUCGUACUCUCAUUCCUCGGAGAUGCUGAAAAUAUUCAGGAGGACAUUCGGACUCUUUGACUUCAGGCCGAAUCAGCUACAAGCAAUUAACGCCACAAUGCUGAAGCAUGACUGUUUCAUACUCAUGCCAACUGGUGGGGGGAAGUCCCUUUGUUAUCAACUUCCUGCUUUACUCACUAGAGGCAUCACAAUCGUGAUUUCCCCUCUGAAGAGUCUUAUUAACGAUCAGGUGCAGAAGCUCAUUUCCCUGGAUGUUCCAGCUGCUCACAUGCUGGGAGGAGCCAGCGAGAAGCACAUGAAUGGCGUCUACAGGGAACUUGCGAAGGAGAAUCCUACUCUUAAACUUUUGUACGUAACUCCUGAGAAGAUCGCAGCCUCGGAGAAGUUCACGUCGAUCCUCACUAGGCUAUAUGAGAUGGGACUGCUCUCCAGAUUUGUCAUCGACGAGGCGCACUGCGUCAGCCAGUGGGGCCACGACUUCAGACCGGAUUACAAAAAGCUGAAGGUCCUGAGGACAAGAUAUCCUGCAGUCCCGAUGAUGGCUCUGACAGCUACAGCGACUCCUCGAGUUCGUAAUGACAUUCUUCAUCAACUGGGAAUGACCAAACCCAAGUGGUUUUUAUCCAGUUUCAAUCGGCCCAAUCUCAAGUACAUGAUCACCGAGAAAAAAGGCAAAGAGGGCAUCCCCAAGAUCAUAGCCCUGAUCAAAGAGAAAUACAAGAACGAGUGCGGAAUAGUUUACUGUCUCUCGAAAAAAGAGUGUGACGACUACGCAGAGCAGAUGAGGAUGAAUGGUAUCAAGGCCAUGAGCUAUCACGCUGGUCUGGGAGACAACAAGAGAUCUGAAGUCCAGGGGAAGUGGAUCGCCGAGGAAAUAAAAGUCGUGUGCGCCACAAUCGCCUUCGGCAUGGGCAUCGACAAGCCAAACGUUCGAUUCGUCAUUCACGCAGUUAUUCCAAAAUCCAUCGAGGGUUAUUAUCAGGAAAGUGGACGUGCUGGGCGUGACCUGGAAAAUUCAGACUGCAUCCUAUUUUACAGUUACGCAGAUGUCCACAGGAUUCGCAAGAUUAUGCAGCUGGACAGGCCUCCAGCCGAUGUUUAUGAGACUCACAUGGAGAAUCUUUACAAAAUGGUGGCGUUCUGUGAGAAUAAGACGGACUGUCGGAGAUCUCUGCAGCUGAAUUAUUUCGGGGAAAGGUUCAAUCGAGAAAAGUGCGGGGCAGUCAAGGGCGCUAUCUGUGAUAACUGCAGAAAUACGGAUACGUUCACGGAGAUCGAUGUCACUGCGGAUGUGAAGGCUAUUAUCACGGCGGUUCGAGAUAUCUCCACAGGCAGGGGUUCUAAUAUCACGGCUAUUCAGCUGGGGGAUGUGUUCAAGGGUGCUGAUCUCAAAAAGAUUAGAGACAGUGGGACUAAUAAAUUGGCUAUCUAUGGAAGGGGCAAGUCGUGGAACAAGAGCGAUGUCGAGAGAUUAAUCCGUAAACUGAUCAUCGAUGGUUUAUUAGAAGAGGAGAUGGUUAUAAAAAAUGAUAUGACUGCAGCUUACCUGAGGAUUACAAAACACUCGGGUGAAUUCAUGCGUUCCAACUCGAAGAUCAUGUUCCCCAUAAGGCAGUGCACAAAGUCCCAGUUGACAGUAACUGUUAGUGCGUCGAGCAAACCCACGAAUAUGGACCUGAAGAAUCUUCAGGACGAGUGUUUCGCUGCUCUGAUGAAGGACAUCAAGGGAUACGCCGGGGCGAUUGAGGUGUCAGCUGUUUCUGUGAUGAAUCCAAUUGCUGUAAGAGCAAUGAGUCAACAGAUGCCGACGACGAAGGAGGCGAUGCUGCAGAUUCCCCACGUGACAGAAUCGAAUUUUGAAAAAAUCGGUAAAGCAUUGCUGCACAUACUGCAGGAAUUCGCGGAGAAGAAGGCGACGCUGCAGGAGCUGGAGGCUAUAGCUGAAGAGGAGAUCGAUGACGAGAGUGACUUUGAGGACGGAUGGUCAGCUGCAUCGACGGCUACGACUGGAGGACGAAAGAGAAAGAGCGUCGGGAGCAGGGGAAAUUCAGCGAAGAGGUACAAACGAAACGGCUCUGGCUCUUCGCGGGGAAGAUAUUCUGCGAGGAGGGGCGCCAAAACUGCCAGGGGGAGGGGUCAGGCGAGAGGACCUGGACUCGUUGAUUUUACACAAAAUAAACAGUACCUUGCGGAUCCACUGAGGUACGGGUCCAUCUGAAUCAGAUGAUCUCGUUUUCAAUUUUUUUUUCUAGUUUCCUUCGUUGGGAGUUGGAGUCGAUAAUUUUUCGAACGCCGAUUGGCCUCGGAGUGUAUUAUAUAGAUUAAUGUGUUCGAUCGUAUCUUCAGACUGUUUUAUAUUUUUCUAUGGAUUAAAUACAUUAUGAGACGUGCUAUGACUGAUUUAUUCACAGA